AUGGGUAUGAAUGUGAGCGUCACUUAUCGAGAGGAAGGCAAGGGCUCACUGCUGAAAUACGAGGGCAUCAUGGCCGACCGCCGCAUUGGCGGCACUGACCGAGAGUCCUAUAUUGAGCUGAAGAACACCAUCUUGAUUGGAAAAGAGAAUGAAGUUGUGGCUACAGAAGGUGUCAAGAGGUUCUACGACGCCUGGAUUGAAGACAUGGACCAGGCAGAAAAGAGGUUGCCUCAAGAAAUCACCACGGCACAAGCCGCAGCGGCUGCACGGCGAACGGUCGGGGCACCUGGAAACAGGAAACGCUUGGAGGUGCCCGUUGUGGCAUCGAUUUGGCUCGCGGGAGGAGGCCCACAAAAGAUGUUUAAACAACACGGAGAUUCGGAGGGCUCUGACUGCACAAAGCGAACCACGAAAAAAGGGUCUUUGCACUUCGGACGGCUGCCCCAAAAAAGCGUCGUACUUCGGACCAAGAGCCUGGGUCCGCGCCAGGCCGCUCCACCGCGACCAGAGCGAAGCUCCUUGGACUUGCCAAGUUGUGUACAUCUAAGGCCCUUUGGCUGUGGGUCACAACCCUGUAACACUGGUUUUGACCUACAGCCAUACCGUUUCAAUCGGUUGGUUUCUUCUUGUCUCGCUUUGGUGUGUUCGAGCAGCUUUGAGGGCCCAUUGUCUGGGCUUAGCAACCAUCCCCCGUCGAGACUUCAAGUUGCCAAGGCAGCUGUGGCUUAG
Molecule: messenger RNA, 729 nt
Organism: Durusdinium trenchii
Lineage: Eukaryota; Dinophyceae; Suessiales; Symbiodiniaceae
Source: the annotation of a GenBank genome assembly